Molecule: messenger RNA, 1546 nt
Organism: Labeo rohita (rohu)
Lineage: Eukaryota; Metazoa; Chordata; Actinopteri; Cypriniformes; Cyprinidae
Gene: ttc9c
Product: tetratricopeptide repeat domain 9C
Exons: 4
Coding region: 122-796 (224 amino acids)
Molecular function (GO): protein binding
Source: RefSeq, a predicted model, not a curated record
UGCAAUGCUGCAACCAUAACAACCACGAAGAAGAGUGUCAAAGAUUUGUUUCUUUAGCGUCCCAGCAAUAUUUUCUUCUUUAAACUGGCUUCUAAGCAUAUUGCACCUAUUUUAAAGCGCUAUGGAUGAAAAGGUUUUAGAUCCUACCGCAGGGGAUGAUGGGUCAGAGGCAGAGGCCGGUGCAUCGUCAUGUUUGGGAGCCACUGGAGGAUCAUCUGCUUCCCGUUUGGAGUCGCAGCUCCAGGAUGCCGUUCGGUUAAAGACGGAGGGGAAUGCAUUCUACCGGGAGAAAAAUGUGCGGACUGCCAUCGGACGUUAUCAUCGUGCUUUGCUCGUCCUCCGUGGUCUGGACUCUGAGGUGAACUCUGUCCUGCAAGGGUUUGGGGCUCAGGUGCCUAAACUGAGCCAGAAGCAGGAGGACCUACUGAGGAGCACUCAAGUAGAUUGCUAUAACAAUUUAGCAGCAUGUUUGCUACAGCGCGAGGUGGUGGACUAUGCCCGUGUGUUAGAAUACAGCCUGAAAGUGCUCCAGUGGAGGUCAGGUGACAUUAAGGCCCUCUACAGAGCUGGGGUGGCCUCAUUAGAACUGGGUGAUGCUCAGACUGCUCGACAUUACCUCAUACAAGCCAGCAGGGGGAAACCUAACGAUCCUGAUGUAAAGAAACAGCUGCAGCGAGUGGAGGAGAGACUCAGCCAAGACUACCAGAAAGAGAAGGCGCUGUACAAAGGCAUGUUCAGCAAGCAGAAACAGGGUGAGGAGCAGUUAGCAGAGGAGAAGACCCAAAAAUUGGACUGAAUGGACAAAUCACGACUUAGCAGGAACAUGCAUCAAGUAAAUUAAGCUUGAGCUGACAUCAAGAAGAAGGUGGGAUGUUUUGCUUCAGGGCAUGGAUAAUUUGCUACACAUGCCAUUUACCGGUGUUGAAGGUCCAGCAGCAGGACUGAAUGUAUGGCUGAAAUCUGGUGCAACGUGGCAGCUUGAAUGAGAAUUUGAAUGCACUUAAUAUGCAUUGUAUUGUAUGGUUAAUGCACUGUCUAGCUGCUUGUUUUGCAUUCAGUUUCUUCCAGCUGUGGGUCUCUUUUUUUUUAUUUUUUUCCACAUGAAAGUUCUUGUCUUUUGUUCAUCCUAAUAAAUAUUUUUGAAAGAACUCUAUGCAUAAUUUAUUUGAAACAGUGCACUCAAAAGCUGUUGUUAGAUUGGUAAUGGCUUAUGCUAAUAUGAUUAUGGAAAUGCUGUGAUUUAAUCUAAGUCUAUGACAGCAGAUUUUUGUAUGUGAGAUCUCACGUAAUCCUAUUGCACUACAAAACACUUCACUCAGCAAUAGCACAACAUAUGCCAAGCAAAUCAAUAAGGAUCCUUUUAAAUUGGAAAUACUUUUAUUGAUUUUUUUUUCAUCAUGUUUCAGCACAAUCAUUUCAAAUUCUCUAUUUUUUUUUUUCAAAGUCCUGAGCAUAAGUUCAAACAACAUCUUUUUGUAUUUGGUCAGCAUAUACUUUAGAGUGCUAUGAACAGUGCAUAUGUUCAUAGUAAAAACAACACCAGCAC